Messenger RNA from Camelus dromedarius (Arabian camel), 13097 nucleotides. It is a transcript of the gene BRWD3, whose product is annotated as bromodomain and WD repeat domain containing 3. The coding region runs from base 231 to 5633 and encodes 1800 amino acids. Lineage: Eukaryota; Metazoa; Chordata; Mammalia; Artiodactyla; Camelidae. Gene Ontology annotation, molecular function: protein binding. Gene Ontology annotation, cellular component: nucleus. Gene Ontology annotation, biological process: regulation of transcription by RNA polymerase II; cytoskeleton organization; regulation of cell shape. The transcript is spliced from 41 exons. The record is from RefSeq and is a predicted model, not a curated record.
CUUCUCUCUCUCCCUCUCCUUCCUCCUCCGCCUCCUCAGCUCUUGGGCUAGAAUAUCUAUGGGUCGAAACGUGAUGCGAUGAAUCCGAGAGAGACCGAAACUGGGACGAGAAGUGCGGCGGAAGCGGCGGGACUCCUGGGCAUGGGGGCUUCACCACAAUAGAGGCAGCGCCCCCACCCGCGCCCGCCAGCCCCUCCGGAGCGAAGCCCCCAAACCCCCUCGGGAAAAGGAUGGCGGCGGCACCUACCCAGAUCGAAGCCGAGCUGUAUUACCUGAUCGCUAGAUUCUUGCAAUCCGGACCCUGCAACAAAUCCGCUCAGGUGCUAGUGCAGGAGCUGGAGGAGCAUCAGCUUAUUCCGCGCCGCUUAGACUGGGAGGGGAGAGAGCACCGAAGAAGCUUCGAGGAUCUGGUGGCAGCCAAUGCACACAUUCCUCCAGACUACCUCCUUAAAAUUUGUGAGCGGAUUGGUCCUUUACUAGAUAAGGAGAUCCCUCAGAGUGUUCCUGGGGUACAGACAUUACUAGGUGUUGGUCGGCAAUCUCUGUUACGAGACGCCAAAGACUGUAAGAGUACACUAUGGAAUGGGUCUGCUUUUGCAGCUCUACAUAGAGGGAGACCUCCAGAACUACCUGUAAAUUAUGUGAAACCUCCCAAUGUGGUGAAUAUCACCUCUGCCAGGCAACUAACCGGAUGUAGUCGCUUCAGCCAUAUUUUCCCUUCAUCUGCUUACCAGCACAUUAAGAUGCAUAAGAGAAUUCUAGGCCACUUGUCAUCUGUCUACUGUGUAGCAUUUGACCGAAGUGGGAGAAGAAUUUUUACAGGUUCAGAUGACUGUUUGGUGAAAAUUUGGGCAACAGACGAUGGACGCCUCCUUGCUACACUUAGAGGGCACUCUGCUGAAAUUUCUGACAUGGCUGUUAACUACGAAAACACCCUCAUUGCCGCAGGCAGCUGUGAUAAGGUUGUAAGAGUGUGGUGUCUUCGAACUUGUGCACCAGUUGCAGUCCUUCAGGGACAUUCAGCUUCUAUUACUUCCAUACAGUUCUGUCCAUCAACUAAAGGCACAACCAGAUACCUCACUUCUACUGGUGCUGAUGGAACAAUCUGUUUCUGGCAAUGGCAUGUAAAAACAAUGAAGUUCAGAGAUCGCCCAGUAAAAUUUACUGAGAGAUCCAGACCUGGAGUUCAGAUAUCUUGUUCAUCUUUCAGUUCUGGUGGUAUGUUCAUUACAACAGGCAGCACUGACCAUGUGAUUAGAAUAUAUUAUUUAGGGUCUGAGAUCCCUGAGAAAAUUGCUGAAUUAGAGUCACAUACGGACAAAGUUGUUGCUGUUCAGUUCUGUAACAAUGGAGACAGUUUAAGAUUUGUUAGUGGAAGUAGAGAUGGAACAGCAAGAAUUUGGCAAUAUCAGCAACAAGAAUGGAAGAGUAUAGUGCUAGAUAUGGCUACUAAAAUGACUGGGAAUAAUUUGCCAUCUGGAGAAGACAAGGUCACUAAACUUAAGGUGACUAUGGUGGCCUGGGAUCGCUAUGACACCACAGUUAUUACUGCAGUGAACAAUUUCCUUUUGAAAGUGUGGAAUUCUAUCACAGGCCAACUUCUUCAUACUUUAUCUGGACAUGAUGAUGAAGUAUUUGUUUUGGAAGCACAUCCAUUUGAUCAAAGGAUCAUACUUUCGGCAGGUCAUGAUGGGAACGUUUUUAUUUGGGACCUUGACCGGGGGACCAAAAUUCGAAAUUAUUUUAACAUGAUUGAAGGCCAAGGCCAUGGUGCAGUGUUUGACUGUAAAUUUUCACCAGAUGGAAACCAUUUUGCCUGCACUGAUUCUCAUGGGCAUUUGCUGCUUUUUGGUUUUGGAUGCAGUAAAUACUAUGAAAAGAUUCCAGAUCAGAUGUUCUUCCAUACGGAUUAUCGACCUCUUAUCCGUGAUGCCAACAACUAUGUACUGGAUGAACAAACCCAACAAGCUCCUCAUCUCAUGCCUCCCCCAUUCUUGGUGGAUGUUGAUGGAAAUCCUCAUCCCACAAAAUUCCAAAGGCUAGUACCAGGACGGGAAAAUUGUAAAGAUGAACAACUUAUACCACAGCUGGGAUAUGUGGCAAAUGGUGAUGGUGAAGUGGUAGAGCAGGUAAUUGGGCAGCAAACCAAUGACCAAGAUGAGAGCAUUCUUGAUGGAAUAAUCAGGGAGUUACAAAGAGAACAAGAUCUGAGGCUAAUUAAUGAAGGAGAUGUUCCACAUUUUCCAAUUAAUAGAUCAUAUUCUGCUAAUGGUGCUCUGAGAAAUCCAAAUAUGGAUAUAUCCUCUUCCCCAAAUAUUGGGCUCCGACGUAGUGGUCAAAUUGAAGGUGUCCGACAAAUGCAUUACAAUGCUCCCCGGAGCCAGAUGGCCACUGAACGAGAUCUCAUGGCAUGGAGCAGAAGAGUGGUGGUCAAUGAACUAAAUAAUGGGGUUAGUCGGGUUCAGGAAGAAUGUCGAACUGCAAAAGGUGACAUAGAAAUCAGUCUUUAUACAGUUGAAAAGAAGAAAAAGCCAUCUUAUACUACCCAAAGGAAUGAUUAUCAGCCAAGCUGUGGGCGGUCUUUACGAAGGACACAGCGCAAGCGUCAGCAUACUUACCAAACACGGUCCAAUAUAGAGCAUACUUCCCAAGCAUCAUGUCAAAAUUCAGGUGUACAGGAAGACUCAGAUAGCUCCUCAGAGGAAGAUGAAACAGUUGGCACGAGUGAUGCUUCUGUAGAGGAUCCUGUUAUUGAAUGGCAAAGUGAAAGUUCCUCCAGUGAUUCAUCAAGUGAAUAUUCUGAUUGGACAGCAGAUGCUGGAAUAAAUUUGCAGCCUCCAAAAAGACAAACCAGACAGGCAACACGGAAAAUAUGCAGCAGCUCUGAGGAGGAGAAUUUGAAGUCACUAGACGAGAGGCAAAAGAAACCUAAACAGACUAGAAAGAAGAAAGGAGGACUGGUUUCUAUGGCAGGUGAGCCCAAUGAAGAAUGGUUUGCCCCUCAGUGGAUCUUGGAUACCAUACCACGACGUUCCCCAUUUGUCCCACAGAUGGGAGAUGAGCUUAUUUAUUUUAGGCAAGGACAUGAAGCUUAUGUACGGGCUGUAAGAAAAUCAAAAAUAUACAGUGUUAAUUUACAAAAACAGCCAUGGAAUAAAAUGGAUCUCAGGGAACAAGAGUUUGUUAAGAUUGUAGGAAUCAAAUAUGAGGUUGGACCACCUACACUAUGCUGCUUGAAGCUUGCAUUUCUGGACCCCAUUUCAGGCAAAAUGACUGGAGAAUCUUUUUCCAUUAAGUAUCAUGACAUGCCAGAUGUCAUUGACUUCCUUGUGCUACAUCAGUUUUAUAAUGAAGCCAAAGAAAGGAACUGGCAGAUUGGUGAUAGAUUCCGCAGUAUAAUAGAUGACGCCUGGUGGUUUGGGACUGUGGAGAGUCAGCAGCCUUUUCAACCAGAGUAUCCUGAUAGUUCUUUCCAAUGUUACAGUGUUCACUGGGACAAUAACGAGAGAGAAAAGAUGAGCCCCUGGGAUAUGGAGCCAAUUCCAGAAGGAACUGCAUUUCCAGAUGAAGUUGGUGCAGGUGUUCCUGUGUCCCAGGAGGAACUGACUGCUUUGCUCUACAAACCCCAGGAAGGAGAAUGGGGGGCUCAUUCCAGAGAUGAGGAGUGUGAACGGGUUAUUCAGGGCAUCAACCACCUUCUUUCCCUGGAUUUUGCCAGUCCUUUUGCUGUUCCAGUGGAUCUCAGUGCCUAUCCCUUGUACUGUACUGUAGUUGCUUAUCCAACUGACCUCAACACCAUCAGGCGGAGACUUGAAAAUCGCUUUUACAGGAGAAUAUCAGCAUUAAUGUGGGAAGUACGCUACAUUGAGCAUAAUGCUAGGACUUUCAAUGAGCCAGACAGUCCUAUAGUUAAAGCAGCCAAAACUGUAACUGAUGUCUUACUUCGAUUUAUUGGGGAUCAGAGCUGUACUGAUAUACUGGAUACUUACAAUAAAAUUAAAGCAGAAGAACUAAAUAGUACUGAUGCAGAGGAGGAUACAGAAAUGGUUGAUUUAGAUUCAGAUGGUCCUGGUACUUCAUCUGGAAGAAGGGUCAAAUGCCGAGGCAGAAGACAGUCGUUAAAGUGUAAUCCUGAUGCUUGGAGAAAACAGUGCAAAGAGCUGUUGGGCCUCAUUUAUGAACGUGAAGACUCAGAGCCAUUUCGACAGCCAUCCGAUCAUCUUUCCUACCCAGGCCAUCAAGAACAAGAGGGUGAAUCCUCUGAGUCAGUUAUUCUAGAACAACAAGACCCAUCUUUUUGUGAGGAUAAUCAAGAUGUUAUAGAUACUCCUAUGGACUUCAGCACUGUGAAAGAAACUUUGGAAGCAGGAAACUAUGGUAGUCCUCUGGAAUUUUAUAAGGAUGUUCGCCAAAUAUUCAGCAACUCCAAAGCUUAUACCUCUAAUAAAAAGUCAAGGAUCUAUAGCAUGACACUGCGAUUAUCUGCCUUAUUUGAAAGUCAUAUUAAAAAUAUCAUCUCUGAAUAUAAGUCAGCAAUCCAGAGUCAGAAGAGGAGAAGGCCACGGUACAGAAAACGUCUAAGAAGCAGCAGCAGUUCAUUAUCUAGUAGCAGAGCUCCUAGUCCAAAAGGGAAACAGAAACAAAUGAAGUUGCAGCCUAAAAAUGACCAGAAUACCUCAGUGUCUUAUGCCAGGACUAGCUCUCCUUUCUCAUCUCCUGUUUCAGAUGCUGCUGAAGGGCUUUCACUGUAUUUACUAGAUGAUGAACCAGAUGGGCCAUUUUCUUCAUCGAGCUUCAGUGGAUAUAGCCGAAGUGGAAAUAGCCAUGACCCAGGAAAAGCCAAAUCAUUUCGAAAUAGAGUUUUGCCUGUUAAACAAGAUCACUCCCUUGAUGGACCCCUUACAAAUGGUGAUGGCAGAGAGCCCCGGACAGGCAUCAAGAGAAAGCUACUUAGUGCAUCAGAAGAAGAUGAAAGCAUGGGAAGAGAAGAGAAAGAGAAAAAAGAAACAAAAGAGAAAUCACAUUUAUCUUCCUCAGAGAGUGGAGAGUUAGGAUCCAGUUUAAGUUCUGAAAGUACCUGUGGUUCUGAUUCUGACUCUGAAUCAACUUCCAGAACUGAUCAAGAUUACGUAGAUGGAGACCAUGACUAUAGCAAAUUUAUACAAACUAGGCCUAAAAGAAAACUCAGAAAGCAAUAUGCCAAUGGAAAAAGAAACUGGAAGACAAGAGGCACAGGAGGAAGAGGCAGAUGGGGCAGAUGGGGUAGAUGGAGUAGAGGAGGCAGAGGAAGAGGAGGCAGGGGACGAGGCAGUCGAGGAAGAGGUGGAGGUGGCACGAGAGGGAGAGGGAGAGGGAGAGGAGGAAGAGGUGCUUCUAGAGGAGCCUCCAGAGCCAAACGUGCACGUAUUGCAGAUGAUGAAUUUGAUACCAUGUUUUCAGGACGUUUUAGUAGACUGCCUCGAAUUAAAACAAGAAACCAAGGCAGGAGGACUGUUUUAUAUAAUGAUGAUUCUGAUAAUGACAAUUUUGUGUCCACUGAAGAUCCUCUGAAUCUUGGUACAUCCAGAUCAGGCAGAGUGCGUAAAAUGACAGAAAAAGCCAGGGUUAGCCAUCUCAUGGGAUGGAAUUAUUAACAGUUAAUAAAUUUAGAAUAAUUUAAAAAAUUCAAUGGCCUUCUACUGCAGGGAAUUUACCAGGAAAUCUACAAAGCAAGUUGUGUGGGGACUUCUGCUUCCUUUCACAUUGGUGCUUUUCCAUUAUGCCAGUAUACAUUUGUUUCAAGACUUUUGAUCUCCACACUUCAUUUGUUGAAACAAGCCUUACUCAUUAGGCCUUAAAGUUAAAAAAAUUCUGUAGACACACACACACACACACACACACACACACACACACACACACACCAUAGACACACUACAGAUUUACUACAUUAAAGAAGCAUUCAGCUUCUUAAGAGUAGCAUAACAUUUUUAUCUCAAUGGAAUAUCCCUCUUUUGCUUUUGUAUCACAGAAGUAUAGCACCUUCUUACAGAGUUUUAUAUAGUUUGUUUUUGCCAUUUUGAUUCCUGUACCAGUAAUAAUGACUUUUGCACAAUACACCAAUCCUAAAGGCAGCUAUUAAAUGUUUACAGUUUCUAUAUUGUAAGAACGAUCUGGAUUAUUUUACUUUUCCCAGGCCAAACUUUCAUGAAUUGUACUGAACUGAAGUAUAUAUUUAUACUACAGUUUUGUGGGGGGUGGGGGGUUCUUAAUAUGCUUUUCAUUGAUCUGCUUAAUUCAUGUUAAAGGUGAGAAAGGGUUGGUGCCUUGUAAAUAUGUAGCAAAUCUUUGUGGUGUGUCCUGAUGUGUGCAUUAACUUUAUUAAAAAAGAAUACUUGAGGUAUCAAUCUAGACAAGGUGCCAAAUGCAAAAGUUGCUUGCAUCCAUUUUCUUUUUCCUAUUAUAUUUUAUUGCAUUAAUAGAACUUGUGUAGCUUAAAGAAUAACUUAAACAUUUGAAAAAUCCUCAUCCACAAAGAAUAACUGAAUAGUAGCUCAGCUACCUCUAUUAACUACAACUACUGGAAACAUUAAGAAAAAAUAGAUGCUGUUAUUCAUUACUGACUAAGGAGAAAUAGAACAAGCUUGGUAGGAAUGAAUUCUCAUAAGUUAUAAGCUGAGAAGUUGUUAAUAAUUGUAUUGGCUCUCAAAUUAAUAGUUGUAAUUAAACUUCUUAAGUAUAGUAUAGUCUACCUUAUUAGGCUUUUCUUAGAACAUAUUUGUGUAAGUAGACUUGAUCUACUGCUUAUGUAUCUCUGCUACCACUUAUUUAACAGCUGUGAGUGACUGAUUUUGAAUUUUAAAAUGUAACACAGCACCUAAUCUGAGUUGGAAUGUUUUGGCUAGCUAAUAUUUUGAAUCAACUUUAAUAGGUUCUGCUCAUUACCAUUCCAAAGGGUUCUUCUGUUAUAAUCUUUCAGAAAAGAACCUCAUUGCACUGCACACUAUUUUCAGUCAUUAUUUUAUAGAUGAAAAAAAUCCACCCUAUGGUCUUGUUUACAGCAGUAGAGUGCACAUGGUUCCAUAAGCAAGUUUGAGUUUCAAGAUCAAUUUUACUCCUCAAAUUUGAGAGAUUGCAAAUUUGCUAAUUUGUUAGAUACUUAGUUUUUUGAGGUGAGAAGGAUGAUACCGAUCUCUGUUUUUGUAACAACAUAUUUGUUGCACAUAGAUCAGACUUGUGGGAUAAAAGAAACUUCUUAGUGUAUGCUUUAGUAAUCCCAGGAUAUUUCUUAAGCUAAUAUGUUUGUCUCAUGCUUUCAGUCAUUUCAUGCAUCUGAAAAUCUGUAAGUGCAGAGGAAGGAGUACACACAUAACUUUGCUUUUUUGGUUGGGUUGGGUAAGGGUUAUUCUUGGACUAACAUCUUUAAGCAAUUUUCACUUGCAGUAGAAAUGAUGUUCAGGCUUUAAGAAAGUUUUGUGAAUUGUUAAUGAACUAAUUUCUGUUACUGGACAGAUCAAGCUGAUAUUUUUGUUGUUGUUGUAGUCUUCUUUUCAGUAAACCAAAACUACUUCUGGUUGUAAUUCAGCUGCCACUUUUGACCAUAAUACAGAUUCAAAAAUCUUCAUGUUGAAACUCUGCUUUUGAUUUUUGCUAAAAUGUACUAUUUUAGUUAUUCAUCUCUUGGACAUUUAGACUAAGUUUGUGCCUGUGUUUUCCUGGAAUCAGUAACACUUUGGCCUACCGUAUUCAAAGUAACAUAUUCCUCACCUUCAUGGAUUUACCCAAAUGUGUAUUACGUGUAUCAUUUUAGUGUGGAAAUUUGUUUGACAUUCUUCUAUGAAGAGCUGACCUCUUGAAAUGUAGAAGAAUUGCCAUUUGUGUGAUUUAGCUAUCUCAAGCUUUAUUUAUAAUUUAUUUUGAAAAAUAAAAAUGGCACAUUUAUUUCCCAAAUGUCAAGAUUUUCUAGGGUUAGAUAAUUAGAAUAAUAAGGCUGAAGACAUUUUUAAGCAUAUUUUAUAUGUAGUGAAAUACUGUGAAAAUACUAGUGAACAGCAUUUUGCUGUAAUGUUGAUUUCAGUUAUUAGGAUUUAAAGAGUUAGUCAUCAGGGUAGGUUAGAUGGGCAUAGUUAUCAUUUAUUACAAAACAAACAGAUCAUUUUCUGUUUGCAUGCAAAUUAUUUUAAUAAGUGUGAAAAUAAAAGUUUGGAAGACAGUAUUUUUACUUUUAUAUCUGGACUUCCCCCCCCCCCAAUUUAUACUUUGCCUUUUUUGUAGCACCACCUCCUGUGAAUGUGUUGUAAUUUGUAUCACAUUGAAUAUUUUAUCACUUUAAUUUUUUAGAGGUCCUUUAAACCUAAAUAAGAUCUGGGUUUAGCCAUAGAAAAGCAAGUAGAAAAUGAGCUAAGAAUUGUGACGUCUAAAUCUUAAAUGAAUUGCUAAGAAAAAACACUUAAAUUUAGGUCCUUGAGAGCAUAUACAUGUACAAGCCUAUUCCUAUGCUAGAUGUUGAUAGUCAAUAACUUGUAAUAUUUCUCAUGAAUGCUAAUAAUGUUUUAAUUCCCAGCUUUAAGAUCUUAGCAUGUGUAUCUAUUUAUGAAAACAGAAUUGUGUGUUUCUUCUAUGGCUUGCUGUGUGUAUCUCUUCCAGCAAUAGGAUGCUCUCCAAAACAUUCACUAGCCUAUUAGUGUAAUGACUAAAUUUGUGUGUGUGUGUGUUCGUGCACACAUAUGUGUGCCUGUAUGUAGAUUUUUUCCAACUUGACACACUUUAUCUCAGAUAUUUAAAAAAAAAAGAAAUUUGUAUGGAAGGCAGCCGUAUUCACUGUCUACCAGUUCAUUGCUUCUGUUGUAAAGCGCUUAGCCUGUAUAUAUACUGCUUGAUCUUCCAUAUCAUUAUGCCUUCUAGAUAAACAAUCUAGGUUUUGUUGUGUACAUGUGUUGCUCUAUUUUUUAAAUUCAGUUUUCCCUUCUUUUGUGUGUUUUUCUGUUUCCCUUCCCAGAGCCCAGACUUUUGCUAGAAUUCUUUCAUAUAGCACUUUGUUUCACCAGAGGCUAAGAAACUGAGUAAAGUUCAUAAAUCUUAUUCUGCACAAUUAUGUGCUCAGAUAUCUAACUCAACCUUCCAAUACUUUGAAGAAAAUUUGAGUGAUUUAUCUUUGCUGUUGUUUUUGUUGUAAUCCUAGAUUAUCAUCAGACAAUAACAGAAUGAUUAAAAGAGAAAGAUGUGACUGCCACUUCUUACUUUUUGAUCAAAACUUUUUUGAGCAUUUUUCAAAAUUUGUAUGUUGUGGUAGUGAUACAAUUAAACAUCUUAUUACUUGCUUAUAUAUCUUGGGAAUUAUUUUAUGCACAUUUACCAACUGGUACUUAUCUUUAAAGUUGGAAUUUUUACAUCCACGAAAAGGAGACCUCCAUCCAGUAUAAUUUUCAGUAUACUUUGACAUCCAGCCUUUUAAACAAUUACCAACAUUUUGAGGUCUGAAAUAAAUGAUUUACUUCUGGGGGAAGGAGUGGAAUUUUUGACUAUUUUGACAAAUCAUAGUUUUAAAUGUUAACUUCAUCCCCAACAUUUUUGUGUUACAUGAGGCUUUAUGAAAGUUUUUGAAAAUAGAAUAUUCUAAGAUCAUUUUGAAGGCUUGUUUUAAAAAUUAGUGUGAAAAUAUUUUCAUGUUUUUUGGUUUUUACCUCUCAGUAAAGUUUCUUUACCAAAUUUUGAUUAAAUUCUAAUUAUGAAGUUAAAUUUUUUCAUGGUGCUGUAUUUUGUGGAAUAUGGAUUACUCUCAAGUUUCUUAACAUUUGUUUAUUACAUUGUCUUAUCCUUGCUUAUUUCCUCUUCCAUCAUUCCUCUCUUGCUUGCAUUUAUUAUCUUCAUUUCUCUUUCUGCAAUGAAGACUGCACCUAAUUUAGCACAUUUCAACAAGACUGGCAAUUUAUGAUUCAUUGACGGGAGAAGUACAGUAGAAAGGCCCUGCAGUUUAGAGUUAAGGUGUGUUUAUUUAUAUGUAUGCCCAUUUGUUAUUCUUAUACCUAUCUUAAUUAAAUCUAGAAUAUGAGACUUUGACAUAAAUGCAUUGUAAGUAUUUUCUAAAAAAUAAAACUAUUGAUACUAUUAAAAUCGCCAUUGGUAAUUGACUUUUAAAAUCACAUACAAAACUAUUUAGAAACCCAGUUGGGAAAUGUGUUUUUACAUAUGUCACCAGAUACACAUUAGGCAGUACUACAAAUGUUAAUUCUUUAAACAAUACUGUGGUGAUGGCAAUCAGUAAUUUAUUUCUUUGUCCUGUAACUUAUCAUCCUUGUCUUUUGUAAUCCCUUACAAAGUAAUAACAAAACUGUACCUUAUGUUUGUUCUGAGUAUCCACAAAUUUUAAGAUGGAAAAUCAUUCAGUUAAUAGUUGAUAUGAUGUUGUAUAUGGACAAAAUGUCCAUUAAACUAAAAUUCAGUAAAGAAAGGUAAACUAAACUGGCUUGGUUUAUAAAAGAUGUUUUAUUUGGCAGUUUAUUAGUCAUUAUAAGCAAUUAUCUUCAAAGACAAAAAAUAACUGGACUAAUUUGUUGCCAUUCUUUAUGGGAUGUUUACAAUAAAAUUCCAAGUUGUUUGGAAUCAGUUGCACUCUUGCUGCUUUAUGCCUCAACUCAGGUACUGGAGAUAAAUUAACAAGAAGGAAGAAAUGUGGAGUUACUUUCCAUUAUCCAGCUUCAGAGAUUGUUACCUGUAACUCUUGGGCCUUUCGUUUCUUGUUUUCCUGUCAUAUAAUAUUUUAUUAUUGUUAUUAUUUUAAUCUGAGAAACUAGAAUGCUUUCUAUCAAAGAAAAUUGUUUUGUGCGUGUGUGUGUGUGUGUGUUUGCCUUAGUUGUUGCAUAUAUUCCUUUGAGUCAUUUUUAGGUAAUAAAUAUAUUAACGUUUUAAAUGUGGGCUGCUUGGUGUGUUAAAUAACAGCCUGCAAAGUUUUAUUCAACAUUUUGUUUUGUUGAGAAAUCUGUUUGAAAUGAAUAGGUUUCUAAUGUCUUCAUGGCUUAUACAUUUUAGCAGCUGAACUAUGAAUCUCUGACAUUUUUAUUUAUAGUAAAAUUGCUCACAGAAGCCUAACUAUAUUAUAAAUGGUACUUUAAUUCAAUGUAAGUGAAGGAGGGAGUGAAGUAAGGUGAGAGGUAACUUUUGAUCCAGGAACUGAAAGCCCCAGCAAAAGCAAUUCAUCCCAUUUAUGCAACUAAAUGGUUACUCAGAAUUUUCUUCCCAAUGGUAAGAACUCCAUUAGGUUCAAGGUAAGUAAGACCAAAGACUGGACUGUCUUGUUUUGUGUAUUUAAAAUUAAGAAAUAAGUUAUUUAGAAAAAAACACAACACCUUUGCCUUCUGGUAUUGUAUUCUAUGACUAUGAAAGUAGUCCAAAUUUUUGCAAUAUUUGGAGGUUGAAGUACAGAUGUUUGGUAUUUGUGUGUAGUUGCUUGAUUGGUUAAAGAUAGUCCUCUUUAAAGAUAUAAAAGUGUAUAUUAAAAAUUAUUUAUUAGCAGGCUUUGAUGUUUUCUGACUUCACCUGCAGGUUUUUUAGGAAAAGUAAAGAAUCUUUAUAACAAAAUAUUACAGAAGUACUCAGAAGAGCCAUUGUUUUUCCUAGUUUAGAAGGUCAAGGAUAGAGUGCUCUCUACCCUCUUUCUCAGUUAUAUGCCCCUGACAAUUUAAAGCUACUUUCCAAAAAUGCACAAAAUAAAUGGAAACCAAUACACUGAGCCUGUGAGUUAGUUUUCUGUGUAUAUUUAAGCCCAUACACUGACAGUUGCUUCCUUUCUUUCCCUUAUAUAAAUACUUUAAAGAUUUUUUAUGCUACAUAUUGCUGGUAAACCAAAUACAACAUUAAAUAAAAUGAGCUAUUUAUGGUGUCAGUGUUUUCCCAAAGAUUUUUUUUUAACAUCUUUAUUGUGGUGUGAUUCCUGUACAGUAAACUACACACACUUCAGAGUUACAAUUUGAUGGAUUUUGAUAGAUGUAUUCACCAAUGAAACCACCACCACAAUCAAGAUACCUAACAUUUCCAUCACUCAUCAAGAGGUGCAAAUUUUGAAUUCUCAAUUUAUCCCUUCCCAUCCUCUUCCCCCGGUAGCCAUAAGUUUGUUCUAUGUCUGUGAGUCUGUUUCUGUUUUGUAGAUAAGUUCAUUUGUGUCAUUUUUUUAGAUUACACAUAUAAGCGAUAUACAGUAUUUUUCUCUUUCUGACUUCACUUAAAAUGACAAUCUCCAGGUCCAUUCAUGUUUCUGAAAAUGGCAUUAUUUUAUCCUUAUGACUGAGUAGUAUUCCUGUGUGUGUGUGUGUGUGUGUGUGUGUGUGUGUACAUACAUACACACACACCACAUCUUCUUUAUCCAGUCAUCUGUUGAUGGAUAUUUGGGUUGUUUCCAUGUCUCGGCUAUCAUAAGUAGUGCUGCUAUAAACAUUGGGGUGCAGGUGUCUUUUCAAACUAUAUUUUCCUCUGGAUAUAUGCCCAGGAGUUGGAUUGCUGGAUCAUAUGUUAAGUCUAUUUUUAGUUUUUUGAAGAAUCUCCAUACUGUCCUCCAAUUUACAUUCCCACCAACAGUGUAGGAGGGUUACUUUUUCUCCAUACCCUCUCCAGCAUUUAUCAUUUGUGGACUUUUUAAUGAUGGCCAUUCUGACUGGUGUAAGGUGAUAUCUCAUUGUAGUUUUGAUUUGCAUUUCUCUAACAAUUAGUGAUGUUGAGCAUCUUUUCAUUGGCUUGUUGGCCAUCUGAAUAUCUUUGUAGAGAUGUCUAUUUAGGUCUUCUGCCUAUUUUUUGAUUGAGUUUUUUUUUAAUAUUAAGCUGUAUGAACUGUUUGUAUAUUUUGGAAACAAGUCCCUUGUUUGUCACAUCAUUUGCAGAUAUUUUCUCCCAUUUUUAGGUUGUCUUUUCGUUUUGUUGAUGGUACCCUUAGCUGUGCAAAAGCUUUUAAGUUUAAUUAGAUCCCAUUUGUGUAUUUUUGCUUUUAUUUCCAUUACUCUAGGAGCUGUUUCAAAAAAAAAUAUUGCUGUGAUUUAUGUCAAAAAGUGUUCUGCCUAUGUUUUCCUCUAGGAUUUUUAUAGUAUUUGGUCUUACAUUUAGAUCUUUAAUCCAUUUUGAGUUUAUUUUUGUAU